AAAUCGCAACAGAAAAUGAAGCAUUUCUGAUCGAUCGGGAGUUGGGAUAUAUCAUACAUAUACUACGCCUCUGUUUCUUCGUCUCUAUCCAUUUCAUCUACCGCUAACCCUGACUUUGAUUUUCUCCGAGUUAGGGUUCCCCUCUGUCGCCGCGGCUCCCGAUCCCCAAUUUUUUACAUCGCCGAUCAAUUUCUUCGGGAGCUGUGGUAAUUUGAAUUAUUUCCUUCAAACCAGAUAAUAAAAAAAUGGGUCGAAUGGCUCGCUGCUGCGUUCAAUCUCUUCUGAAGCUGGUCAAUUCGCUCCUCGGAAUGGUCGGAAUCGCCAUGAUGAUUUACUCGCUUUGGAUGUUCAGAGUCUGGCUCCGCACCGACGAAUCUACUGACGUCCCUGUUCCGUGGUUUAUAUACGCUAUUCUGGGCAUUGGUGCUAGUUUGUGCGUCAUCACAUGCUCAGGUCACAUUGCUGCGGAGACUGCCAAUGGCUGCUGCUUGUACAUUUACAUGGCUUUUGUCUUCAUGAUUUUUCUGCUGGAAGCUGCAGUUACUGCAGAUGUGUUCCUAAACCACAAUUGGCAAGAGGACUUCCCAGCAGAUGCAACUGGAAAUCUCGAUAAGUUGAAGGACUUUGUCAAGGACAAUUUUGACAUCUGUAAAUGGAUUGGCUUGUCAGUGGUUGCUGUGCAGGGACUAAGCAUGUUAUUGGCUAUGGUACUCAAAGCUUUAGGUCCACAUUCUGAGAAAUACUAUGAAAGUGAUGAUGAGUAUCUACCAGAUAGGGUGCCCCUGCUGAAGAAUUAUGCCCCUCCACAUGGUAGUGAACCGGCAUACGGGAAAAGUGAUUCCUGGAUUGUUAGGUCCAACAGUAAGACCCUCAGGUAAAGAAAUGAAACGGGAGUGUGCAGACAAACAGUGGGAGUAGGCUAUUGCGUCUCAAAACAUCAAGUUUACUAGUUUCUGGCAGUCGAUAGAGUGUUCUUGAGCUUUAGUUGGUCGACAUCAUCUCCACCAACCUUGUACACGCUAAUUUUUAUGCCAAAUUAUAUCAAGUGGUACAUCUGUGAAUAUCAUUAGACAUAUCGACUGGGUGAUGAACAGAACCCUAGUAUUGUUGAUAGCUGUUCACCUGUUGUUUUAGGUGCAGCUCUCUUUAAGCAGUGUAAUUUGUCAUUUUAGAACUAGUUGUUUAAUUGUUCACAUUUUGACAUGCAUUAUAUGUCAUGAUUGUUAUUUCUUUGUU
Molecule: messenger RNA, 1236 nt
Organism: Salvia hispanica
Lineage: Eukaryota; Viridiplantae; Streptophyta; Magnoliopsida; Lamiales; Lamiaceae
Product: tetraspanin-19-like
Cellular component (GO): membrane
Source: RefSeq, a predicted model, not a curated record